Trichoderma asperellum CBS 433.97 is the source of this 942-nucleotide messenger RNA. RefSeq names its product 60S ribosomal protein uL10 (gene 60S). Gene Ontology annotation, cellular component: cytosolic large ribosomal subunit. Gene Ontology annotation, molecular function: structural constituent of ribosome; large ribosomal subunit rRNA binding. NCBI's taxonomy places the organism in Eukaryota, Fungi, Ascomycota, Sordariomycetes, Hypocreales, Hypocreaceae. Gene Ontology annotation, biological process: ribosome biogenesis; cytoplasmic translation; ribosomal large subunit assembly. The record is from RefSeq and is a predicted model, not a curated record.
AUGGGGGGCAAAUCAGCGAACAAGGCCGGCUACUUCGACAAGCUCAAGGGCUUGCUGCAGGACUACAAGUCAAUCUUCAUUGUUGAGAUUGACAAUGUCUCGUCCCAGCAGAUGCACGAGAUCCGACACGCCCUUCGUGGCAAGGGUGUUGUCCUGAUGGGCAAGAACACCAUGGUUCGCCGAGCUCUGCGAACUUUCCUCGUUGAUACUCCCGAGUACGAGCGUAUCCUGCCUUUCGUCAAGGGCAACGUCGGUUUCGUUUUCACCAACGGCGACCUGAAGGAGAUCCGUGACCAGAUCCUGGCCAACCGUGUCGCCGCCCCUGCCCGUGCUGGUGCUGUCGCUCCCGUCGAUGUGUGGGUUCCUGCUGGAAACACCGGUAUGGAGCCUGGCAAGACCUCUUUCUUCCAGGCUCUCGGUGUCCCCACCAAGAUCGCUCGUGGUACCAUUGAAAUUACCACCGAUCUCAAGCUCAUUGAGGCUGGCAACAAGGUCGGCCCCUCCGAGGCUUCGCUGCUCAACUUGUUGAACAUCUCUCCCUUCACCUACGGUCUGGGAAUUGCUCAGGUCUACGACCAGGGCCAGGUCUUCCCCCCCACCAUCCUCGACAUUGGUGAGGAGCAGCUCCUCGGCACCCUGGCCAAGGCCAUUACCACCGUUGCCACCAUCUCUCUGGCUCUCAACUUCCCCACCCUGCCUUCCGUCAUGCACUCUCUUGUCAACUCCUACAAGAAGGUCCUGGCUGUUGCCAUUGAGACCGACUUCAGCUGGCCCGAGAUUGAGCAGCUCAAGGACCGCAUUGCCAACCCUGACGCUUACGCUGCCGCUGCUCCUGCUGCCAGCUCCGGCGCUGCUGCCGCUACCGAGGCUGCCCCCGCUGAGGAGAAGAAGGAGGAGGAAGAGGAGGAGGACGAGGAGGGCUUCGGCGGUCUCUUCGACUAA